Triticum urartu is the source of this 2099-nucleotide messenger RNA. Its product is annotated as putative F-box/FBD/LRR-repeat protein At4g03220. Gene Ontology annotation, molecular function: protein binding. Lineage: Eukaryota; Viridiplantae; Streptophyta; Magnoliopsida; Poales; Poaceae. The record is from RefSeq and is a predicted model, not a curated record.
UCCAUUUUAAAAUAUAGUGCGCCUGCGCUUCCCAAGGUCCAAUUUUGACCAUAAAUUUAACCAACAAGACCGACUACGGUGGAAGAAAAAAUUGUAUAAUUGAAAACUUCUUUCAAAUACGAAUUCACUGAUAUAACUUUUGCUUCCGCCGCAAUCGGUCUUGGUAGUUAAAUUUACGGUCAAAGUUGAAGCACGAGGAUAGAGGAAGCACUACAACGUGGAAUGGAGGGAGUAGAAAAGACAUAUAAAAAACUAAAAAAAUAGAAAAAUGAGGCCCGUCAAGGUCAGCGGGUCGGACAAAUCCCCAAUCGCUGGAAAACCCUAGCCCCCAAAUCGUGACUCCGAUCCCCCAUCCCCAGCCACCGGCGACCGCAUCCCUCUGCUCCGGCUUCCAUGGAGCCCGUGCCGGAGCAUCGGCAGCUAAAGCUCUCCGACGCCGCCGCUGGAGGUGGCGAGGACCGGCUCAGCGCGCUGCCGGACGACCUCCUCAUCCACAUCCUCCUCAAGCUCAGGGACGCCCCCGUCGCCGCUCGGGCCAGCGUCCUCGCACGCCGCUGGCGCCGCGUCUGGGCUCUCCUCCCGGAGCUCCACUUUCCCUUCGGCACUGACCCCGACGGCAUACGCGCCGCCCUCGCCGCCCACGAUGCGCCGGCCCUCCGCCACCUCUUCGUUGACGCCAUCGAGGGUGAGGCCGCCCCCGAAUCCGCCGCGGCGUGGCUCCCCAUCGCCGCGGGCCGCCUCUCCGGUGUCCUACAUCUACAUCUUCAGAAUUGGCUAAACAUGUACGGCGUGUCCGCCGCGGCCUCUCCCUUGAAGCUGCCUUGCUUUCAGAACGCAACCGAGAUGAUACUCGACCUAGGUCUUACUGGCCUCACCCUGCCGCCUUCCGGCGUAUUUACCCGGCUCACCGAUCUUUGGCUGCGCGACAUCCAGCUUCAUGGCUCGUGUAGCCUCAGUGACGUCGUGUCUUCACGACGGAGUCCAUCUUUGCAGCACCUUUCCCUUUGCCGUGUGAGUGGUCUGGAUAAUUUCACAAUCCACUCGGAGUCACUCGUAAAAUUGGAGCUGAGGGAUCUGAGCUUGCAGCAGCUCAAUGUUGUUGCGCUCGUUCUGCAAACGCUACUAGUAUGCAAUUGCUUCACCAAUAUUCAAAGUCAACCGGUUGCCAACAUCUCAGCCCCUCAGCUCGUGACACUUGAUUGGAGGAGUUUCUAUGAUCCUAGCUCCAUCCUGCUUGAUGAGAUGCCACAUCUCCAACAGCUGACCACCAAUCCUCUUUUUGCAUAUGGACCAGAUGUGAUUUCUACAGAAAAUCGUCAUUGCUCGAUGCUUCUGCAGCAUUUUGACCACAUCAGCAGACUUUAUCUGAGCCUUAUCUAUCCACGGAUGUCGAUCGAAUGUGACAACGGAUUCUUGAUUGAAGAUAUGACAAAGUUUCCUAACAUUACCAGCUUGGCAUUGCUUGUAAUGGCGUGUGGACAUUCCUUUGGAGCCAGCUUAUUCCAUGUUCGAGCUUAGACUUCUCGACAGGCGAAGCGAAUUGGAGACACACUCUCCGUGCCAAUCAGCUUGCAUUUGUGCUGAGCCAUCAAACUGGGAAACCGAUGAACUCGAACUCCAUUGCCUUAAUGAAGUAGAAAUCCAUGGCCUGAAAGGAACAGAACAUGAAGUCGCCCUUGUGAAAAGGUUAUGCAACUGGACAACAAUGCUAAAGAAGAUGACACUAAAUUUUCAUGUGUCAAUGACUGAGAGCAAGGGCAAAGAGCUCCUCCAGCUGUUAAGGAGCUUCUCUAGGCCCGGAAUAUGUAUGAAGUUCCUGCAUCGUGGAAAAGCGUGUUCAUUUGACUAGCGCACCAACUUUGUCGCUUUGCAGUGGUUGUCAGUUCAGCGCAACCUACUUUUGUGAGACUGAACUUGGGUAAUUUGUGUGAGUCCAACAACUUGUUUGUUUCCAGUAUUUCUGACACUGAAUUCUUGUAACUUGUUUAAUUCUACACUUGUUCAACUCUAGCAACUUGUUUAAGACUUCUUCAGUAUUUGUGAGGCUUAAGUGUACUAACUUGUUCAAUCCUAGGAUGAUUAGGAUUGGACUCUGAUGU